Molecule: messenger RNA, 1905 nt
Organism: Didymodactylos carnosus
Lineage: Eukaryota; Metazoa; Rotifera; Eurotatoria; Philodinida; Philodinidae
Source: the annotation of a GenBank genome assembly
AUGAUGGUAUGCGCGUUCGAUCGAGAUAAAAAUGACACUCAUACGGCAGAUAGUUAUAUGAGUGUGUGCGCUGAUGACACGUUAAUAUAUGCUGCCUUAGUCAUUAAAGAAGAUGCCGUACUUGAUAUUAUAUCACAAUUGGAAAACAGCCAAAUCACAAAAGAUCAGUUGCAAACGACUAGGCUUGGCCGUGAAAUUAACGAUAUCCGGCGAAAAACGACAAAUCGUGAAAUUGCUCAACGUGCAAAAAAGCUCUUGCGCACAUGGCAAGAUUUAUUGCAAAAUUCGACGGCAACAACAAAAUCGACAAUUUCAAAUGAUGAACAACCUCCGGUGAACGGUGAUUUAACGCAUUAUCCUCAUUUAUCAUCAACAGCAAGUACUACAGUAAAAACGUCAUCACAGCCACAACAUAUCGAUGGAGGUACGGGUGAUUCAGAUAAUAAUACAAGAGAUUCUUUAAUCGAUGCCACUUUUCCCACAUCUUCAUCUCACGGGGCACUAACGUCUCCAGUUGUUGCGCCAGCCCCUAUUUCUCAACCGCCCAUUAAACUGAAAAUUAAAAUUACACCUCCAUGUACAACUACCAAUGAUCUUCAAAAUCCACUCGCACAACACUCGACACCAGCUAGCAAAGGACGAAAAAGACGAUUGGAACCUUCAUCAUCAACAGACGUUCAAGUACAAACGAAAAAACCUUAUAUUAAUGGACGAUCCUAUUCAACGACGACAGAAACGUCUCCUCAGGGUGCUAAACGGCGAAAAAGGGCCAAACAACUGGAUACAACAGAAACAGUACAUUAUAAUACCAAUAGUAAUAUAGUAACUCCUUUUUCAUCUCUUCCAAAAUUGAAAACCACUCAACAGUUAAUAUUAGAAAUGCAAAUGAAACAACCGCAUGUUUUAUCUACUCAAUCACCGACAAUAAAUGCAAUAUUAAAAAAUCAAAUUAUAGAUGAAAGUUUAGGCGAUAAUAAUAAAGUCGAUUAUUCAGCUUUACAUCACGGAAGACAUUUGACGACGACAACUGUAUCGGCUGCAACGAAUCAUGUCACAAAUUUUAUCGACACAACACAACUAAGUCAACAUUAUACAAAACAAACUUCGUGGAGGAAAUCAAUGGCGACAACUACACCUUCUCAUCAUCAACAUGGAACUCUUUCUACGACCACCGCAUGGGAAGGUAGUAGUGGCGGUGGGUCACCUUCUCCAGCAUCACCACCCUCUUCCAGUUCUUCCUCUUCAUCAAUAACCAACACUGCAAAUCAAUGGAUCUCUUCUACACCAUCUAUUCAAUCAAACACUCUUAUCCGUUCAUCAAUCGGUCAAUCUGGUCAAUCGCUACUAUCUUCUCCAAAAAAUACUUCCACACCACCAUUAUGUAUAUCGUCAAGAAAUAGUAACAGCAGUAAUACUACUGCCAAUAAUCGGAAACGAACAGUAAAAGUACCAAAAACAAGACAAAAAUCACUUAUCCCAGCAAUUUCUAUCCCUACAUCGCCGCCACCAUCACACGUGCCGUCGGUAGAAGAGAUUAUUCAAGAUUUAUCUUUAUUAUGUCCAUAUGAUAACGUUAAAGAAUUAGUCGAUGCUCACCAACGUAAAACGUUAGAAAAACAUCAAAAUGAAAAUAAAACAUACGAUCAAUUAUUAGAUGAGCAACCACAAUUAUUUCUUGUACCUAUCGAACAAUUAUACUAUGUUUAUAAUAAACAGCUCGAUAACAAUAGGACUACACAAAAUAUAGAUGAUGAUUCGAUGACAUUAUCUUCUACAUUAUCUACUGUUUUACCGUUAAAAACGUAUAAUAAUGAAACGUUUUUAGCUUUACCCUAUAUUGAUUUGCAAUUUGGAUAUGAUUUUCAAUUAGAUGAAUUGAUUGUGAACGCUGAUACAAAUGGAUGA